CGGUCUUUCCGCCCCCGCCCUCUGGUCUUCUUCGCUUCCUGGGCUCCUCUGCUCGAUCCUCGCAUGCGUCUGGGAUCGUCUGUCGCCGGCCAAUGUUCCUGAAGCAUCCUAGAGACUCCUCUGGGGUCGCCGCUGUCCCCAUCAAGCGAGCCAGCACCAGCGAUGCGCCUCUUGCCGACCGUAUUCAUGCUCGGCACCAGCGGCUCCUAGCUCGGCUCGUUGCUCGGCAGAACCACAGCCCCGACCCGUCUCAGCCCGAGACCAACACCGACACCGACACCGACACCGAGACUCAGACCGAGUCCAAGCACAGCCCCGUCAUAUUUGCUGCGUCUGGCCCGAUCGGCCAAGGAAUCAACUACGAUGCUGAUCUGGGGUACCUCAUCUCCGUCAGCCUCGGUACCCCGUCUCAGCAGUUCAACGUCAUUCUGGACACGGGCUCGGCCAACUUUUGGGUCACCGGCACCGGCUGCAACCCAACCAGCCCCGCCGGCAACGUCUUUGACCCCACAAAGUCCUCCAGCUUUAACCAAGUCCCCAACGGCAACUCGAUUACUGUUUCCUUUGGCUCCGGCACGCUAUCUGGAUACCUUGCCCAGGACACGUUCACGGGCGUCGGCGCCAGCGUCAGCCCCCAGAGCGUUGUCGUCGCCAACCAGCUCGAUUCCAACCUCGUCAGCAUGAUGACGAGCGGGGCCACGAAAUGGGAUGGUGUCUGGGGACUGGCUUUCCCCGGACUCACGACCGCCACGACUUCCGGUAUCCGCCAAGUGCCCCCGUUCUGGAACAUGAGAUCAUCCUUCGCCAAUGCAUCCUUUGCCAUCUGGCUUGACGCGAUCGGUACCAGCAGCAGCAGCGGCGGCGGCGGCGGUGGCGAGUUUGUCGUCGGUGGAUGCAAUCCAAACCACUUUAUGGGAACGAUGCAAUGCCUCCAGGUCCUGCCGCCGACGCUUUCGGCUCAGCCUGACCACUGGCGUGUGCUCAUGAGCGCUAUCACGCUCGGCUCCAGCUCCAUCACCAUCCCCAGCGGAAGCAACUUUGCCAUCCUUGACUCGGGCGCACCCGUGAUUGGCCUGCCACAGGCCAUCUACACCAGCGUGUGGUCUUCCCUCAGCUCGAUCACCGGUGGCCAGAGCAGGAUUGACUGUGGAAUCGCAUCAAGCUUGCCCGACCUGACUUUCAGCCUUGGCUCCCAGAACGCGACCUUCACGCUCAAAGGCAGCGACUAUGUCUACCCCUCGGGAGGAAGCUGCGUGGUUGGGCUCCUCAACAACGGCAACUUUGCCACAGUCGUGCUUGGCGAUACCUUCCUUCGCAAGUUCUAUUCGGUUUACGAUUCGACCAACUUGCAGAUCGGCUUGGCUACGUCGGCCCAAGGCUCCGCUUUGGCCGCUGGCGCGACGGCCGCGGCUUGCUCCUGUGGCUCGGUUGGCACCGGCCAGGCUCCUUCCGCCAACACCCUGAGCUCCUCCGUCAUAGGCGGAGGCACCAACGCCAUCAAGCUCGGCAGCGUCUACAUGAACCUAUAUCUCUUCAUUGGCAUAAUCGUGGGCUCGGUUCUCCUACUGAUUGGCAUCAUUGUGGGCGUUGUGCUGUAUUCCCGCCGUGGAAAGCGACGGCGCCCCGUGGGUCCCAGGACGCCUAUGCCCCUCCCACCCGGAAAAGGCCAACGCGGUGGCAACGGCAAUGGAAACGGAAACGGAAACCUGGACCGCAGCAACAGCCGAGGAAACAACGCCAAUCUCAGUCGCAAUAACAGCCGAGGAAACAACACCAACCUAGAUCGCAGCAACAGCAACAACAAUGGCAACAACGGUCGACCCAAAUACCCUCCCAACGGCUCGAGUGGCUCCAAUGGUGCCAGCCGCCCUGGCGUCAACCGGCCCGUCGAAUCUCGGUCCAGGGCAUCACCAUCGCCGCACCGUCAGGAGCGACCAUCGGCCCGUUCGCCCAGCGCGGGCUCGCGCCAACCGCUCAACCGUUCCAACAGCGGCCGCUCGCAGAAUGGUCCAGACCGAUCCCAAGGCAGCAAUAAUGGUGGAAAUCGAGGCCGCAACGACUACCCUCAGACACGCCGAGACAACGGCCAAGGUGGUCGAAGAUGAUGGCACUGUGUCGUGCUUGUCCUGCUCUGUCCUGCUAGAUGCAUUUGCAGCUCA
Polychytrium aggregatum is the source of this 2159-nucleotide messenger RNA. RefSeq names its product aspartic peptidase domain-containing protein. The record is from RefSeq and is a predicted model, not a curated record. Gene Ontology annotation, biological process: proteolysis. The transcript has 6 exons. Lineage: Eukaryota; Fungi; Chytridiomycota; Chytridiomycetes; Polychytriales. Gene Ontology annotation, molecular function: aspartic-type endopeptidase activity. The coding region runs from base 93 to 2105 and encodes 670 amino acids.